Pomacea canaliculata is the source of this 1838-nucleotide messenger RNA. RefSeq names its product glycoprotein-N-acetylgalactosamine 3-beta-galactosyltransferase 1-like. The transcript has 6 exons. Gene Ontology annotation, cellular component: membrane. The record is from RefSeq and is a predicted model, not a curated record. Gene Ontology annotation, molecular function: N-acetylgalactosaminide beta-1,3-galactosyltransferase activity. NCBI's taxonomy places the organism in Eukaryota, Metazoa, Mollusca, Gastropoda, Architaenioglossa, Ampullariidae. The coding region runs from base 234 to 1214 and encodes 326 amino acids.
CGUGCAGUCCGUGCGGUGGGCAGGGCGCAGCCUCUGUAGUCGUCGUCGCCGUGGGGCACACAGCUUGGGGCACGUUGCACGCAGUGGUCACGUGGGUGUGGAGGCGAUACACACCACGGGUUCUCUCUCUCAGACCAUCCGGAUCCUCGGCCCAUGCGGUGAAUAGGAUACUCGCCAUCGGGUGGAGACUUCCUUCAGCUCGCUGCUAGGUCGGCGCAGUUUCAAGCUGCGAAAUGCGGAUUUGCAGGCGGAGAUCACAUCAGCUUGUGUUGGUUGCUGUAAUGAUCAUCGUCGUCGUCUUUGUGUCUAAUAACGUCGAUUACAGUCAGUCAGUCAGAUAUGUGGAGAAAUUCCUUAUCAACUCUGAAGGCAACAAUAAAUCAGCCAACGUCAUCAACAGCUCAGAAAGUUCCGACAUCUUUCGAGAAACAGUCGACGAGUCCGUUGCUGAUAAACUCAAGCAACGUGUCCGAGUGUUAAUAUGGGUCAUGACGUCACCAAAGACUGUGGAGAAGGCACGUGCCGUGAAGAACACCUGGGGAAGCAGGUGCGACCUGCUGCUCUUCUUCAGUUCUGAGAACAACACUGAAAUUCCCAUCAUAGAGUUGGACGUUGAAGAAGGGAGAGAGCAUUUGUUCGAGAAGACAACUCAGGCGUUUGACUAUAUUUACGAGAACUAUUUCGAUAUGGCGGACUGGUUCAUGAAGGUUGACGACGACACAUUUGUGGUGAUGGAAAAUUUACGUCACUUCCUGUAUGACAAGAAUGCAAGCGAGCCUGUAUUUACUGGUCGCCAUUUUCACGAACCUCGACUUAAUAUAAGUUUUGAGAGCGGCGGUGCCGGGUAUGUGCUGAGCAAAGAAGCUCUCAGACGCUUCGGCACCCGAGAGAGCAGCCCACCCUUCUGCACCAACGAGACGAUCUACGAGGACGUGGAGAUGGCGAGGUGCCUGCAGCGGCUGGGUGUCAGCAUCCUGAACUCCACCGACAACAAGCUGCGCAGCCACUUCCACCCGUAUGACGCAGAGAGUCACGUGAUCAAGGGCCUGCCUGUGGACUACAUUCUGUACGACGCCAACUCCUACAAAGUGGGCAUGGACGCCAUUAACGAGCACGCCAUCACGUUCCACUACAUCUCACCUCAGCAGAUGCACUUACUCUACUACUACACCUACCACUUCCGGCCUUUUGGAAUCUCCUAUACGUACAGCUAGUUCACAGACUCAAAGACACUGGUGUUCUUUCUCAGAUUAAAAUCCGUCUAUAUCUGGUUUGAACAUGUCUACCACAUUCUCAAACCAGACAGACUGUGAUAGUCUCCCCGGUGACAAAGGAAGAAACUUAUUUUAUCAGACCAUCUACCGCUGUUAUCUACGGACCAGUGUUUAUGUGGUCUACAGAAAAGUAAACCUGGCUUGUCUACAGCAGGUCAAAGUGGCAGCUCUCUUUUCUGUUAUAGUUUUCUUCUAUUAUUAUUAUCAUCAUCAUCAUUAUUAAUGUCAAUUUUUAGUGAUAUUUAUUCCUGUCUGUGGUCGCGUGAUCAGUGUGUGAAAUAUUUGAAAGAAGCGGAAGAAAAGGCAAUGGAAAUUAUUUAUCGAUACUUUAAAACUUUCUAUAAAAUCUCACAAUUUAUCUUACAAUUGUGUCAGAUUUGUGUGUGUAUAUAGACAGAUGCAAUAAUUGUAUUUUAUAAACGUGUUUUAACAGCACGGAAAACGACUUUAAUGAAGUGUGUGAGAAGCAAGCGUGGAAAGGAGUGUUUUCAUCAGACAAGUUUUAUUGCAGUCGUAAAGAAAAUUGAUGUUUGUGUGUUGUUGAGUGACUAAAUAUACUAAAGA